Messenger RNA from Linum trigynum, 4191 nucleotides. The record is from the annotation of a GenBank genome assembly. NCBI's taxonomy places the organism in Eukaryota, Viridiplantae, Streptophyta, Magnoliopsida, Malpighiales, Linaceae.
CCGAGUCGGAAAUUUUGCAGUUCACUCGACGAGUUCAACCCUCGCACGAACUCGGUGCUGUGGCGGAUGCCGAAUGUGGAGUACGAGAGCGACCACCCAGACCCCUGGCGCUGUGUUUGUUUUAAUUACACCGUGAGCGCCUCCAUCGGGCCUCGUGGCCUGCCCUUCACUGCAAAUCUUCGGGGGAGCUCACAGAUUUUCUUACUGCCAUUCGUCUUCCCAUGUCUGAUUGUCUUUUUCUAGCUUCCCGAUUCAAAUGCCAAGCAAACCACCGCCGCCAUCCUUGCGGUAGCCUCUCAUGUCAAUGACCCUCUGUCUCUGCCUAAGAGCUUCAAAGGCUUUUAAACCGUCUACCAAGCUUCCCUUCUUCGAGGUACGUCGCCUUUUCUUGUUUCCAUUCCCUAUUCGCCUUCUCAGCCGCCCUUCCGCUGAACCUGAACCAGUAGUAGCUGAUAGCUGCGGCCGCGGCGCCGAAUCAAUCCCUCCCCAGUCCACAAUCCAUCAUUACAGAUACCUUAUAUUCAGGACUGUUGAAGAAAAACCCUUUGCUUUUUGCAACCACAAUUGGGUUGCGGAGCAAUUUCAUCCUGUGAUUACUGACCCCGAGUUGCUUGUUCGGGUCAUAUCUUCUAUUCGAGGAAAACCGAGAGUAGCUUUAAGGUUCUUCAGAUGGGUCCUGGGCCAAUCAGGGUUUAAGAGUUCAGAAUCCGUGUUUUGUGUCGUCCUUGAGGUUCUGGUGGCAAACGAUUUGAUGAAACCUGCUUACUGGGUGAUGGAUAGGACAAUUGACAGACAAAUGCACGGGAUUGUUGAUGUUUUGAUUGCUAACUGCGUUGAUUCUCAGGUUUUGAUCAAGAUUCUUGAUCUUCUGUUGUGGGUUUACACCAAGAGAUCCAUGGUUAAGCAGUAUUUAUCAGUUUUUAACAAAGUAUUGAGAAAUGGGUUGUUGCCCGAUGUUAAGAACUGCAACAGGAUUCUCAGGGUACUUCGAGACAAGAAGCUCGGAGCUGAAGCUAGGCAAGUCUAUGGAAUGAUGUGUGAAUACGGAAUUAAGCCUACUGUUAUCACGUAUAAUACAAUGUUGGAUUUGCUUUGCAAAGAAGGGCAGCUUCAGCAAGGCCUGGAUCUUUUAUCAGAGAUGCAAGGGACUGGUUGUUUUCCUAAUGAUGUUACAUAUAAUAUAUUGAUCAACGGGUUUUCAAAGAUGGGAAACUUGGAGGAAGCUAAAGAAUGGAUCGGGAGUAUGAUGAAAGUGGGGUUGAGAGUUUCAGCAUAUUCGUAUAAUCCCCUAAUUUCUGGGUAUUGCAAAAAAGGGUUAUUUGACGAGGCAAGAUACCUUGAAGAAGAAAUGGUGAAGAAAGACGUGACUCCUACGGUAUCAACCUACAAUGCAAUUAUCCAUGGAUUAUGCAAAUAUGGGAGAAUAAGCGACAACAACAGAAAGCAAUUGUUAGAUAUGUUUAGGAACAAUGUGAUGCCAGACAUAGUGUCCUAUAAUUCUCUUAUUUAUGGAUACUGCAGGUUGGGGUAUGUUGGCGAUGCUUUUCUUUUGUUUGAUGAACUAAAGUAUCGAGGCCUCCAUCCGACUGUAGUUACAUAUAAUACGCUCAUAGAUGGGCUUUGCAGAAUUGGGGACUUGGAAGGUGCUCAAAAGCUGAAACAUGGUAUGGUCAGUGUUGGUGUUCAUCCUGAUGUAUUUACUUACACCAUUCUUGUAAAUGGCUCCUCCAAGUUAGGAAAUAUGUUGAUGGCGAAGGAAUUUUUUGAUGAGAUGCUGCAUGCCGGAUUAUCUCCUGAUCGGCACACAUAUACUACACGGAUCAUGGGUGAACUGGAGACUGGUUCUACAACCAAGGCAUUUGGUUUACAAGAAGAAAUGGUUGCAAAAGGGCUCCCUCCAGAUGUGUAUACCUAUAAUGUCUUUCUGCACGGGCUCCAUAAGUUGGGUAACUUUGAAGAUGCUGAAGAAAUGUUUCAACAAAUAGUUAGAGAUGGUCUUGUUCCUGAUCAUAUAACCUACACUACCAUGAUACAUGCAGAAUUGGAAAAGGGGCGGCUGACCAGAGGCAGGGAGAGAUUCUAUGAAAUGUUGAGCAAGGGGAAGAACCCUACAGUUGUAACUUAUACCAUAUUGAUUCAUGCACAUGCAUUAAUGGGGAGGCUAGAACUGGCAAAAAUGUUUCUUAAAGAGAUGCGGUGCAGAGGGCUUGUCCCAAAUGUUAUUACCUACAACACUUUGAUAAAUGGGUUUACCAAAGUAAGAGCGAUGGGUCAAGCAUACUCAUACUUCAAUGAGAUGGAGCAAAAUGGUAUAUUUCCCAACAAAUACACGUUCACCAUAUUGAUUAAUGGAUGCUCGGAUGUUGGAGACUGGCAGGGGGCUUUGACAUUAUACAAAGAAAUGCUAGAUAGAAGGAUUGAACCAGAUUCUUGUACUCAUAGUGUAUUGUUGAAGCACCUGGACAAAGAUUACAAAUCCCAUGCCAUCGAGUACCUGGAGAGCUUAAUUGUUCAGGAUGGUAAUGAGAAGAUGAUGGUUGAUACAUUUGAUGCUGCCAGAGGCUAGGCUUGGAUUAUCCUCAGUGUGAAGAACAGCACAGUUGUGGCUUCUCUUGUGCAGACUCUAUGUCUCAUCUGAUCGUGAAAUGAACCCGUAGAGCACCUCACACUCUUUGUAUGCAUGACACCGCAAGUAAGAAAGCUUGCCUCUCCUCAAGAAGCUUACUCGACUUCUGCUAAAUUGAGCUUCUUUAAUCAAGUGUGGUUGCUUGCAGGAUGGACUCGCUAGUCUAUUAAACUAUUGAAUUGCAAGAGUGAGUAGAAGUAUACGCCUGCCACACCUAUUGUUCAACUGCCUAAUGCGACCCGUAAAAUCUAUGGUGCUCUAUCAAGGUGGUUCGUGUUCCUUUCCGAUGCAAGAUUUUGAAAAGGUAUCUGGAAAAAACUUGAAGCUGUAUCAUGCUGUCAUUCCUCCAAUAAAUAUCUGACAAAAUAUACCCGAUUUAUUAAUUCAUUCACUCCACAAUUUUUAGAUUGGGAAAGAGGUGUGACAUUGUCAUCCCCUUUUAUUCAUUUCCAUAGUUGUUUACCAUCAGUAACCAACCAGAGAUAGGUUGUACUGUAUAAUUUUGUCAGGCUGUAAGAAUACUUGUCAUGAAGAAGGAAUCAUCCAAGUGCAACAUAGAGGGGGAGUAUUUAUUCCCACCAUUUUGUGAUUUUCAUCAGAGUUGCCCUUCAGAGCAUAUGGCAGGAGUUUCUAGUUCUUGGUAGUACAAGGGAGGGGCUAAAGUAGUAGUUGAAAUAUCUUGUUGUCUUGCCAGUGACUGCUUUUGCUUGUUCUUUGCGUUAACAAGGACCAUAACAGCGAAUUUUGUAGCAGUAGGAAUGCAAUUUUCAUCUGCAUAGCCGAAUGUUGUGCAGAGACAUGGACUGUGUCCUUCCUUACUUGACAUUCAUUGAAACACUAGAGUAAAUAGUACCCACAAGAGAAGGCCGAAGGGGUGUAUGGACCAAAGAUUGCAGAGGAGAAAGUGCGGAGUUUUAAGGUGGACGAUUGUCCUGAGCCUUAGCCACCCACCUUCCACACCAUACGCGUUCUUCAGUCCACUGAAAUUUGCCGUCAGGUAUGUGGAUUUUGUCCAAAGAGAAGAGUUCAUUAUCUCUCGAGGAUGACUGAUUGGGUAGAACAAAAAUAAGUGAUACAAGCAAAAAGAGUAAUUUUUUUUGGAAGGUAAAGUAUAUUGAUUCCCUUAUUAUAUUGUUUUGUUGUUGUUGGUAUUAAUGGGCGAGCAUGAAGUCUACAACUUAUUGUAACCUCUAUCCACAUUUUCCAGUUUGCCAACCCAACUGUGGUUGAAGCGCCUCUUAUCUCUUGCAUAUAGUAUGGUAGUGGGGAGGGGCGAGUAUCUCAAUACCAUGUUCCGCCUCAUGUUACUGUGAGUCGGGAUGGAUAAUACUCUUUUGGGUACAGGGCGGGGUGGGUCGACUCACUCUGACAUCUUAUUUGAUAUAAAUACACGCAAAGUCUUACUUUUUAGGAUAAAACAAGGGGAAAACAAUUUAAAAAUGAAGAAUAGUGAUAAUAGAAUGUGUAAUUGACUCUAACUAGUUGAAGGAUCAACCCUAACUAGUUAAGCAAAAGUCAUAAUAAGAGAAAUAUGAUAGAUACGGUAAGAAAUUAAGAUAGAAUGG